Drosophila nasuta is the source of this 1266-nucleotide messenger RNA. Its product is annotated as tax1-binding protein 3 homolog. Gene Ontology annotation, cellular component: basolateral plasma membrane; adherens junction; postsynaptic density. Lineage: Eukaryota; Metazoa; Arthropoda; Insecta; Diptera; Drosophilidae. The record is from RefSeq and is a predicted model, not a curated record. Gene Ontology annotation, biological process: receptor clustering; cell-cell adhesion; neurotransmitter receptor transport, endosome to postsynaptic membrane. The transcript has 3 exons. Bases 130 to 501 code for a protein of 123 amino acids. Gene Ontology annotation, molecular function: protein kinase binding.
AAGCCAGCAGUUUGUGUUUGUAAGCGGACGGCAGCAAAAGCAUCUUUCUCAUUUCUUCGUCUAGUGAAAAACUGAUUUGUAUUUUCUAAUUGAAAAGAGAUUUGAAUAAAAAAAUAAAACAGCAACAUCAUGGCGAAAAUGGCAUUUCAGCAUCAGGCCGGCACGGCAAUGGAAUGUUUAAGCAUUCCCAUUACGCUGCACAAGGAGCAGGAUUACGAUCAGGAGGGCAGAGAGAUACUUAAGUGUGGCUUUAAAAUUGGCGGUGGCAUCGAUCAGGACUAUAAGAAAAGUCCACAGGGCUACACCGAUUACGGCAUCUAUGUGACGGAGGUGCAUGAGGGCAGUCCAGCUGCCCGUGCUGGACUUCGCAUCCACGACAAGAUACUCCAAUGCAAUGGCUAUGAUUUUACAAUGGUCACCCACAAAAAGGCUGUGAGCUACAUCAGGAAAAACCCCAUACUCAAUAUGCUUGUGGCACGCAAGGGUGUCACAUCCACAUAAUUCAUAAUUCGAAUCUGGAGCAUUCAUGCGGUAUAGAAAUCAACUAUCUAUCAACUGUCUCCACACAUAGCUAAGGAUCUCUUUCGCUCUAUCGAUCUAUCUCCUACCAGCGCUUUUGGCAACUCUGCGAAUAUAUAGAUACUGAUUAUUUACUUACUAUAUAAGCAUUUACACCUAAUACUUUUUACCCUAAAAUAUUAUGCAUAUCGCGCACUCAUAAGAUAAAAGCAACUGAAAUAUUAGAUAUGUGAAUGUAGUAUGUAGUGAAAGCUUCUUGUUAGAUUGAAUAAUUUACUUUGAAAUUGGUUCAAGUUCUAGGUUGUUAUACAAAAAAAAAUUAAAAAUACUCUUCAAAUUGCCAAACCGAACAAAAACCACAAAAAAGUGAAGCAUUUCAAAGUGUAUAAAUAAGAUUUCUCAUUGUACAUUCUCAAAAAUCAAUUAAAUAUAGAGACUACAAAUCAGUGUAUUCAGCUCGCCCAACACUUUUGUAAACAAUUUUGUACUUUUAUACACUUGUCAGAUACAAACACACAGAUACAGAUGCAGAUACAUGCCCUAUAUACAAUCUACAAUCAGCAGCAUUCCAAAAACAAAACGCAAAGUUGUUGAAAACUAAAUAGUACAUAAUUGUGAUAAAAUGCCGUUAAUUGUGCAGAUGUGUUUAUUUUUUUUAUAAAUAUGUAUAAAUACACUUUUUUAAGUAAUUUUAAAAUCAGUUUUUAAAUGUUAAAUUGCAUUGAAUAAAUGUUUGCCUCUAGAAAA